Messenger RNA from Coregonus clupeaformis (lake whitefish), 7061 nucleotides. RefSeq names its product spectrin beta chain, non-erythrocytic 4. The transcript has 19 exons. Gene Ontology annotation, molecular function: phospholipid binding; actin filament binding. The record is from RefSeq and is a predicted model, not a curated record. Gene Ontology annotation, biological process: actin cytoskeleton organization. Bases 862 to 5430 code for a protein of 1522 amino acids. Gene Ontology annotation, cellular component: cell junction; plasma membrane; cortical actin cytoskeleton. NCBI's taxonomy places the organism in Eukaryota, Metazoa, Chordata, Actinopteri, Salmoniformes, Salmonidae.
GGGAAGAGGAUAUAGCGUAGCAGUGUCUUACACAACCCAACCCCCAUGCGUAAGGUAGCUACGUCUCUGCUCUGCAGCAGUGGCAACAGUGCAUUUCAAGAGCGGACAGCUUAUGUUAUCUGCCCCCCUCUGACUGCACUGCCUCUGCAUCCAUCCCAUUCACUCUGUUCCUCCCACCCCACCUCUUCCUCCUCCUCCCGACCACGGCAUCAUUAGGCAGGACUACAGACCGUUCGGGAUCACCAACGGCAAUCGCUGGACAUUCAGGUUUGCCCUGUCUGAAGGAGUCGUGGUGGAUAUGUUAAAUCAUCAUUACCUCCAUUAACGACUGGAUUCUAAUCGAGCUCAAGAGACAAGGAGAAAAAAAACACUCCAAACAACGAAAAAGGAGUCUUAGAUGUUUGUGACGCUCUUUGUCGGCGCUGUUGGGUUGUUGGCUCAUUUCUUCUGUUUGCUUGGUUGUUUUUACUUUCUCUGAGACUGGCUAGCAGGCACUGCAGCACCAGGAAGGACUGCAGGAGCCGUGAAGGGUAGGGCAUGAGGACCCAGGGGCGAGCCAGUGGAAGGGCUUGAGCUACCAUUGCUGCCACUGCUGCUGCUGAGGUGCUUAUCUUGAUUUAUUUUCUUCAGAAAGGGCUGCUGGUUGGGGUGGGUUGUGACAGUGCAGGUACCCAGGACCCUGCAGAGCGGAGUGGGUGGCUCUGGCGUAGAGGAGCCAGGCAGGCAGCCAGGCAGGCAGGACGUCCUGUGGGAAAGGAGGAGAGAGGAGAAGAAGAGGGGCUGGCUCAGGCUCGGGCCCCUGAUGGUGGCUAUUUUUGUCUCCCCUAGCUGAGUGAUUGGGGACAGCCGGUAAAGGGAAAGAUGCUUAUGGGUGCGGGAAGAAACACAGCGCGGGAUGAGGCCCAGAAGCUUCACCGGAAAUGGCUGAAGCACCAGACCUUCAUGGUCGAGCUGGCCUGCAAUAAAGAAUGGCUGGCCAAGAUAGAGCAGGAGGGUCAGGAGCUGAUCGAUGAGAAGCCGGAGCUGCGCUCGGUGGUGCAGCAGAAGCUGGAGGAGAUCAGGGAGUGCUGGACGGACCUGGAGAGCACCACCAAGGCCAAGGCCCAAGCUCUGUUUGAGAACAACAAGCCAGAGCCGGUGGUGAAGAGCUACUCAGACCUGGACCACCAGCUCUCUGGCCUGGAGAAACAGCCCCCCCAGCUGGAGCAGGCUCACCACCUGCCCACCUUCAACGAGCAGCUGCAUAAAUUCCAGUCUCAAAUGGGGGACUUGUACAAGGACGUGGGGGAACUAGGAUCCCUCCAGGGGGUGUGCCUCCCCCAGCGAGGCAGCCUGGUGAAGGGCGGGGAAGGAGAAGGGAGCGAGCAGCCAGCUGUGGUGGAGACCCGCAUCGUGCGCCUCAUCGAGCCCCUGAAGGAGAGACGUCGCAUCCUGCUGGCCUCCAAGGAGAUGCAUCAGGUCGCCCAGGACCUGAAGGAAGAGAUACUGUGGAUCCAGGACCGGCUUCCUCUGGCUUCCUCUAAGGAUUACGGCAACAACCUGCAGAGUGUUCAGCAGCAUGUCAAGAUCAACCAGACGCUGCAGAGGGAUCUGCAGGGGCGCCGGGCGCAGGUGGAGGAGGUGUUGGACCGGGCAGGGAUCAUCGCCUCUCUGCGGACCCCCGAGGUGGACUUUGUGCGUGAGGGGGCGGUGCACGUGCGUCAGCUUUGGGAGGUGCUGAGGCUGGAGGCGGAGAGGAGGUCUGUGAUGCUGGAUGUGGUGUUGCAGGCCCAGCAGUAUUACAGCGAGGCGGCCAAGGUCGAGUCCUGGCUGGCAGGCCAGAAACUGCACCUCAUCAGCGAGGAGAAGGGUAUGGACGAGGCGAGCACCCUGCAGCUGCUGAAGGAACACCUGGCCUUGGAAGCGACGGUGGAGAACUACGCUGAAACAGUGGGCAUGCUCUCCCAGCAGUGUCAGAGGCAGCUGGAACUGGCACAUCCAGACAGUGAGGGGAUCACCAAGCAGCAGUCCCACAUAGACCGUCUGUACGUGUCUCUGAAGGACAUGGUGGAGCACAGGAAGACUAAGCUGGAGCAGCAGUACUGGAUGUACCAGCUCAACAGAGAGGUGGAGGAGUUAGAGAAGUGGAUCACUGAGCGGGAGGCUGUUGCCAGCUCCACUGAGCUGGGCCAAGACCUGGAGCAUGUCACGAUGCUACAGGAAAAAUUCACCAAGUUCUGCUCAGAGACCAACAGCAUAGGCCAGCAGAGGAUGGAGCAGGUGAAUAAGAUGGUGAAUGAGAUGAUAGACUGCGGCCACACGGACGCGGCCACCAUCGCUGAGUGGAAGGACGGACUGAACGAGUCAUGGGCCGACCUACUGGAGCUCAUGGAGACCCGAGGACAGAUGCUGACAGCAUCACACCAGCUGCACAAGUUCUUCACCGACUGCAAAGAGGUCUUGAUUCAGAUUGCCGGAAAGAUGAGGCAACUGCCAGAGGUGAGGGCGUGCCAAGCCAGCAUCGCCAACCCUGCCACCCUGCAGAGGCUCAUGCGCUCCUUUGAGCACGCCCUCCAGCUGCUUGUCUCACAGGUAAGGCAGCUGCAGGAGAACGCGGCCCAGCUGAGGACCAUCUACGCCGGGGAGAAGGCCGAGGCCAUCAUGAGCAAGGAACAGGAAGUGAUGUCAGCAUGGAAGGAGUUGCUGGUUUCCUGUGAAGCCAGUUGCGUGCAGGUCACCUCGGUGACAGACAAGGUGCAGUUCUUCUCAGUGGUGCGUGAGCAUCUCAUGUGGAUGGAAGGCAUCAUGGGACAGAUUGGAGGGGACGACCCCAGGGAUUCGUCCUCUGCGGAGGUGAUGAUGAAACAGCACGGUGAGCUGAAAGCCAAGAUGGACGGCCGCAGUAAGAUCCUACAACAGUGUGUGGAGCUGGGAAAGAUCCUGUUGGCCGCAGGCAACCCAGCAGCUGAGGAGAUAAAGGAGAAGUUGGACACACUCCUGGCUAAGCAGAAGGAUCUCUCUGAGAGAUGGGACAAACACCAGGAAAAGCUACAGCGCAAGAAAGAUCAGUUCCAGUAUGCUCAGGAGACGGUGAAGGCGGAGGCCUGGCUGAAGGCCAAGGAGCCCCUGAUCAACUCCAGCUCCACCUCCAGGGAGGCUGGGGGUGCUGGAGGAGAGGCCCAGGUCCAGACUGACGAGGUGGAGCAGCUCAUCCUCCGCCACGAGGCCUUCCGCAAGGCUGCAGCCACCUGGAAGGAGCGCUUCAGCUCACUGAGACAGCUCUCCAACGCAGAGAAGCUGAGAGAAGAACAGAGCAGCAAGCCUGCCCCAACACCACUCUCCAGUCGGAGGAUGUUCCCAUCGUCCUGUCUCACUCCGACCGUUCCCGUUGCUACCUCAACUCUGCUGAGGCAGAUGGUCCAGGUGCAUAUUGAGCCCAGGCCCAAGCAGACCAGUCUGGGGAUGGCUGCCUCUGCCUCUUCUGCAGUCCAGAGGUUGGGUUCUACCAUGGCCAGCUACACCCCUGUCAUGAAUGGCUCCGGUUACCAUGGACUGGACCAUCAGAGCAGCAGUGGGGGGUUGGAGAGUUCCAACUACCCUGGGCUAAACCAUCAGGCCGGUGGAGGUGUGGACAGCAGCUCCAGUUACCUUGGAGUGAACCAUCAGACUGCCCCCCCGCCAGUGGAUAGUUCUGGCUACCUUGGACUGAACCAUCAAAGUAGUGGGGGUAUGGUUAGUCCAGGUUACCUGCCGCAAAAUCAAAGCAGUGGGGGUAUGGGUAGUCCAGGCUACCUGCCGCAAAAUCAAAGUAGUGGGGGUAUGGGUAGUUCAGGCUACCUGCCGCAAAAUCAAAGUAGUGGGGGUAUGGGUAGCUCAGGCUACCUUGCGCAAAAUCUAAGUAGUGGGGGUAUGGGUAGUUCAGGCUACCUGGCUCAAAACCAUCAAAGUAGUGGGGGUAUGGGUAGUUCAGGCUACCUGGCUCAAAACCAAGGUAGUGGGGUUAUGGGUAGUUCAGGCUACCUGGCUCAAAACCAAGGUAGUGGGGUUAUGGGUAGUUCAGGCUACCUGGCUCAAAACCAAGGUAGUGGAGGUAUGGGUAGUUCUAGCUAUCUGCCUCAAAGCGGUGGGGUCAUGGACCCCAAAAUGGCGUAUGCGUGGCAGCAUCUGAAAGCCGACUGCAUGCAGCCCAGGAUCAACCACAUCCACAAGGCUGUCAACCCCCUCCUGGAGGCCAGCAGGGCACAGAGGGAACAGUUUGGGGACAUCCCCAUGGUGGACAUGAUCGGGCCAGAGUCUGGCCUGGAGCUCCUCCAUGGCAGGCUCCAAAGGGACCCCCGCGGCAGCCGCUCCGACCCCCAGAUGGACCACCUGCGGCGGGAGAGGGAGUACAAGCUGGGCCGGCAGACCUCCAGCGAACAGGAGAUCCAGGCACGGCUCAACGAGCUGCCAAUGAUUGUGCGUCAGGAGCGCUAUAGGCGACGCCUGGAGAGGCAGUCGUCCAGCGAGCAGGAGGGCAGCGGGAAGGCUAGGACACCGAAGCAGGACGACUCCAGCGACAUGGAGUCAGCCAAGGAAGGCUCUGACAAACGCUCAAUAGAGAAGAGAGCCACCACCAUGGCUGAGAUUGUGGAGCAGGCCCAGGAGAGAGAGGCAGCACAAGCUCGAGGGGAGACGUACCGCCCCACCAGCAGCCUCUCAGCACCCGUGACCUACGAGCGCCCGCGCGCCCGAGACCGCCCCAAACCCCGCAGGAGACCCCGCCCCAAAGAGCCUGAGGAGAAGCGGCGCUCUCGCUCGGCUCCGGCCCAGAGUCCGGCGCAACUCUUGCCGCCCUCACACACUGCCCAUAACGAAGGCUUCCUGUACCGCAAACACGACUUUGAGGGCCAGCAAAAGAGUCCCAGCAGUAAGUCGUGGGUGAACUUGUAUUGCGUGUUGUCAAAGGGAGAGAUCAUUUUCUACAAGGACGCCAAGAGCACCACCACACCUUACAAUGAAGAAAGCCCACUCGACCUCAGCGUCUGUAUAUGUGAUAGCACCAUGGGAUACAAGAAGAAGAAAAAUGUCUUCGUUAUCAAGAAAAAUGAUGGCAAUGACUAUAUUUUCCAUGCAAAGGAUGAGGAGGACCUGAAGGCUUGGGUCACUAACAUCACCACCAGUAUAACUGAACACGAGGAGAUCGCCAAGUGGGACAAACCCACCACCUCGUCCACAGAUCCCGACCGCUCGGAGAGGAAGGAGAAGUCAGAGGGUGACGCAGACGCCAGGUCAGAAAGGUCUGAGAUGGGAGGAGAGGUGGAGGAGGACGAGAGGUCCGACAAGGAUAGGUCUGAGAAGGGAGAGGGGUCCGAGAAGACAGGCGAGGGCUCAGAGAAGGCAGACACGUCGGAGAGGGGUGAGAGAGCAGAGGGAGGGGCAGGAGGCUCCAGCACGUCAGGGAAGAGCAAAUGAUCACCACUAAGUGGAGGAGUGGACUGCAUCCAACCAUCUGCCCCCUCCAUCCUAACAUUACCCUACGACACCAGACGGUGGUGAGCAAGCGAGACGGAGGGAGAGUGUGUGCAUUUCUGUGCAUAUCUUCUCUCUCUUUCUCUCUCUCUUAUAUCUCUCUGUUUCUCUCUCUCUGUGACAUCCUGAGGCUUGGGUCCUUGGACUACCUAAUGUUAACUGUGACAGACUGAUAUUCCAGCCCCUAUCCCAGCAAAAUACAUCAAUGCCUGCAUUGCAUUGUGGUCUUGCUGGUAGGUUGGAGGAUGGUGGAGAUGAACCAGCGCCACCGUGUGGUCACAGACAUUCGUCACAGUCACAACUCCUCAUUGAUCAUUUAUCUCUUGGAUUCACAGCAUCUCUCAGUAUAUAUAUAUAUAUAUAUAAUAUACCUAUGACUGACUAUGUAAUGCUCUAGAACAACCCAAGCAGUGGUGAAUGAAAUGUCUCACAACAUUUUGAAAAAGCUUUUUUUCUGAAGCAAUAUACUUUUUUAUUUCUUCUCUUUCUUUGAGAGAGAGGGAAAGGAGACAAGAAACAGUUACUUAUUAUUGAUUCAAUAAUUGGUCACAUUCAUCAUCAGCUUGUUUCUAGCAGGUCAGCAGCACCUUAAACACUUUCAACAUAACUGUGUAUACUCAGCAUAUUGACAUUUUAAACCCACCUCAUCUCUAUAUCUGAGUCAUGUUGUCAUGAUGGAAUGCUGGUAUUACCGAUGUGUGUUAAUAAUGGAAUUAAUCAACACACGUGUUUCUCUUCUGAACUUUUGGAUUAAUCGUGUAAAGGCCCAUGGCAUGCCAGGAGUAAAGGUGAACUAGGGUUGCCAACUUGAGCAAAACUCAAUCACCCCCAAGAGUCUAUUUGAGGAGGCAAUGCCAAACAUAGCCCACUUGUAGUGCCUGGCCUGUGUCUACAUGUCACUUAUUAAAUCUAACCAUCCAUGGCAUGACAUAGUAUAGUGCACCUUUUACUUGAAUGAAAAGUAUGUUCUUCAUGGUCUUGAAGUUGACCAGUUCUGAAAUGAAUUCGGCUGUGCAAUAAUUCCAUCUGAAGGGAAGUACUGUGUAAAACGCUAAAAUCAUGGUAUACUUCUGGAAUCCUGAGGAAAGUUCAAAGGAUUCUCUUCACGGAUCUUAAACUAUCCCCACAUGAAGUAUGGUGAUAGGAAGAUAUGUUUUAACGACAGAGCAGAGAAAGUUCUCCACAUUACAAGCCCAAGCCAGACAUCCUUCAUGCUUCUUACGAAUGCUAUUUGAUCUGAGACUGGAAGCAUUAUAACCUCAUUGCUGUUUUUAUUGUACUACUGCAAUAUAUUUGAUAAGGAUUGUAAUUGUUUCACUAGUGAAAAUACAAUAGUAACAUCAAUAUUAGAUGAACCCCAGAAUAUUUUAUUAACUACUUCUCCCUCCCUGUUUUCUUUCACUGAGUUGAAACCAAUAUAAAAUGAUUGUCAGUCAGAGGGGAUUUAUCUAGUCAUAAAAUUGUAUAUACGCUACAUGGCCAAAACUAUGUGGACAACGGCUCGUCAAACAUCUCAUUCCAAAAUCAUGGGCAUUAAUAUGGAGUUGGUCCCCACUUUGCUGCUAUAACAGCCU